Pelecanus crispus (Dalmatian pelican) is the source of this 652-nucleotide messenger RNA. The record is from RefSeq and is a predicted model, not a curated record. NCBI's taxonomy places the organism in Eukaryota, Metazoa, Chordata, Aves, Pelecaniformes, Pelecanidae.
AUGCGCCAAGCUCCUGCUGAGACACGGGGCCACCGUCGACCAGCCCAGCGAGGACGGGGGGGAGACAGCACUGCACGUGGCAGCCAGGCACUGUCUCUGUGACCAUGCCCGUCUCUACCUGCGGCACGGGGCAUGCGUCAACGCACGCAGUGCGCGGGAGGACACGGCCCUUGGCAUCCUCUGUGGGCAGGCACCGGGUGCCGAUGUCACCGCCAUCGACUAUGAUGGCAUCUCCCCCCUGGGCUGCGCGCUGCAGAGUGCUGCCUUCAAGCGGGAGCUGCGGCCCCACCUCACCGUCCAGCUGCUGCUCAACCACGGCUCCCAAAAGAUAUGGCCCCCUGCCUUCAUCAAGGUGCUGAAGUCCUGCGCAGCCGUGCCAGAGAUCAUCGAAGUACUCUUCAAUUCCUACUCACAAAUCCCCAUAUCUGAGAAGUGGGCUGACGCCGUGCCGGAGGAGGUGUUUCAGCAGCACCAGCUAUUCUACGAGUCCCUUUUCCGGCUGGCAGGAACAGUCCGGUGCCUGCAACAUUUAUGCCGCUCUGCCAUUCGGAAAAAGUUCGGCAGCAAAUGCCAUUGCCUUAUCCCCUUGCUGCCUGUGCCCAAGCCUUUGCACGAUUAUCUGCUGCUGGAGCCUGAAGGAGUCGUGCUUUGA